Anarrhichthys ocellatus (wolf-eel) is the source of this 1873-nucleotide messenger RNA. RefSeq names its product chemokine (C-X-C motif) ligand 12a (stromal cell-derived factor 1) (gene cxcl12a). Gene Ontology annotation, cellular component: extracellular region. The record is from RefSeq and is a predicted model, not a curated record. Gene Ontology annotation, biological process: immune response. The transcript is spliced from 4 exons. Gene Ontology annotation, molecular function: chemokine activity. Bases 60 to 356 code for a protein of 98 amino acids. NCBI's taxonomy places the organism in Eukaryota, Metazoa, Chordata, Actinopteri, Perciformes, Anarhichadidae.
CUGUCACAUCUCUUCUGGACUUUACUCCGAGCAGGAUCAGAUCUCGGCUUUAUCGCAGAAUGGAUAUGAAGCUGUUGGCAGUCGUGGCUGCGCUCACCUUGGUGAUAUAUGCGCCUCCAUCACAAGCAAAGCCCAUAAGUCUGGUGGAGAGAUGCUACUGUCGUUCAACAGUCAACAGCCUCCCACGAGGCUACAUCCGAGAGCUCAGGUUCAUUCACACGCCAAACUGCCCCUUCCAAGUGAUUGCCAAGCUGAAGACAAACAAAGAGGUGUGUGUGAAUCCAGAGAUCCGGUGGCUGAAGCAGUACCUGAAGAAUGCCAUCCACAAGAUGAAGAAAUCCAAACAGGUCAACUAAAACCUCCUGCCGAGAUCCUCCUGAGCCAUCACUGAGGGUUUGAAGUAUGCAUCUGUUGAACAGCACUUAUCCUGGCCGGCUGCCACGCUGCGGCCUUUUGCGUGAAAUGAACCUACAACUCUUCAUCGUGUACACCAAUCCACCAGCCUUGUCGCAGUCCUCACCAUCACCCCCCUCACAACUUAUAGAGAUAAUAGACGUUAUUAGUGCAAAGUGCAAUUAUAUCUGUGAGUGUAUGUUUUUCUAACUAUAAUGUAGAUACGUUUUUGUUAAUGGACAUCAACAGUAAAGAGCUACUUUUUAAAAAGGAUUUUCCCAUCCCUCAAGCCUCUGUGUCAUUUAAGAAAAAGAUCGACCGCGGGGUCAAAGUGUUUAAGGGAGAGAGGUGAUGGUCAGCAGGAGGAUUUUCUCCACAACAAACAUGAGUCAACAUCCCACUUGCAUGUAUCAGAGUCCAGUCAUCUGUUAAAACAACAGAAUCCAGAUUAUAUCUAAUUCUUAACAUGGGAUCUGUUUGAUCUUGAUCAUCUCUGAAUUUAAAUUGUAUAAAAUUGACAACAGUGUAAAGUUUCUGUUCUAAAAACAUGCAGAGCCGUUGACUUUGCCAAGUCGUAUUUCGUGUUUCAAGUUAAUUGGCACUGUGGAAUUAUUUCAAUGGGUCCCAGACUGAAUGUAAGAUGUAUAAAAGAUCCUAGUAAAAAUGGCUAUUACAAUGUUUUUGUGAUGGAAAUUGGAAUGCCGGAAGAGCUGGAGCAUUUCCUGAGCUGUUCUGUGGCUGUGAACCUUUGUUACCCAACAUGACGGCUUUUUUCACUCUCAGAGAAAAGCGGAACAUCUGGGUCCCAAACCCGUUUUAAUUGAGCACCAAUGAGUCGAAAUUUACUGGAAUCAUAAAGCUGUGUCACUUAACAAGAGAUGUUAAGAGCCAAUGGUGACACUCACCAAUCACAGUUAGCUGCCUUAUCAAAUCAGUCAAUUCUGAUUGAAAUAAACCUUUAGUAUGAAUGUCCAUUUCAAAGAAUGAUAUACUGCAAUUUUAAUAGGUUACCACAUCAGUAGUUAAUCACAAAGUUAUACCGAGAGCCACAGUAAAGAAAGUAUACCGACAAUAAAUAGAUGUACAUAGAUGUGACUACCUACGACUGUUAUGCAGAUAGCAAUGCACUUUAUAUCUGAUGUAUUCAUGUUUUAACAACAACAUUUACUAAGUCUGAUCAUUAAAAUCUGUCUUUUUGUCUUUUUUAUGUUAAUCAUGUUGUUUGCAUUCUGUUUGUUUUGAUAAUUGAACGCUGCAUUUAACUGUUAAAGCCUGGAGAUCCAUUUAUCUAUUCAUUUUAAUCUCCUUGUCACAUGUACAAUUAAUAUUAUACAAAUGCUUUAUUUUUGUACUCAUUUAUGCAUUUCUAUAUUAAAUCUAAACAUUUAAAUGAAGGAACUGUAUUCUCACAAUUGAGUCACACAACCAAAGUUUUAUCGUAAAACCUGUUGGUCAAUAAAAUAAAACAAAAGGAACUCUA